AUGCAUGCCACAGCAGUACCCCGACUCACUGGCCGAAAGACAGCCUUAUGGUUAACAAUACCAAUCAUCGCCGCAACAACGUACAGUCUCUCGAGAGCGCGAUUCGGCAAAGUAUCCGCACAAAAGAAAUACAAUACUUGCGACUUCACACACGAUCCCGUCGAGAUCCAAAAUUUACGACAGGAAUGGUUGAAACGGAACGACGGGUUAGGGUUGCGUGACGUAUCAAGAUCAUGUGGUGGUGUCUAA
This is a messenger RNA of Ambispora leptoticha, 249 nucleotides long. NCBI's taxonomy places the organism in Eukaryota, Fungi, Glomeromycota, Glomeromycetes, Archaeosporales, Ambisporaceae. The record is from the annotation of a GenBank genome assembly.